GUCUGUUCUGCACUUAGCCUCACCCUUACUACUGCGCCGGGAGGUCAGUCGGAAGCCUCGGGCGCUGGGAGAGGGGGCACCCCGCCGUCGGGACCCGGCGGCCGAGGAGGGGCAGCCGGGGGAGGCUGCGAAGGCUGAGAGCGUCCCCGCCACCGCCCAGCUCCCCGGACUAGGAGCAGCCCAGAAUGGGGACGGAGAGGGGCAGCUCAGAGCCCGGCUGCCGGGAGCAGUUCCACGCCGCCGUUACGGUCAUCCAGAGUUUGCCCAAGAACGGUUCCUAUCGCCCAUCCUACGAGGAGAUGUUGCGUUUCUACAGCUACUACAAGCAGGCCACCCAGGGACCCUGCCGCGUGCCCAGGCCUGGCUUCUGGGACCCCAUCGGCCGCUAUAAAUGGGAUGCUUGGCACAGUUUGGGCAGGAUGAGCCAGGAGGAAGCAAUGGCAGCUUACAUUACAGAAAUGAAGGUGGUGGCCCAGAAGGUGAUCGAUACCGUUCCCUUGGGUGAGGUGGACGAUGGCAUGUUUGACUAUUUCGUGCCCUUGUACGAGAUGAUCCCUGACAUGCCUCAGCCCCCAGAGACCUUCUUGAAGAAACUCACAGCUCAGAAGGAAAAGAUGCCAAAUGGGGAUGUAAGAAAUGCUCUUGAGCCUCUACCACCUCCUGAGGAGUCAGUCCCCCAGACUUCAGAAGCACAACCACCCAGUGUUCCCAGUAUCCGUGGGAGAGCUUCCAUGGAUCUAGAUGCUGAGGUUUUCUGUGAUUCCUUGGAACAGCUAGAGCCUGAGCAGGGUGAGUGGCUGCAGAAGGAGCUGAAGGAAGCUCUUGAAGGAGAGACCGACAUCAGCAGUGACCACUUGCUUCCAAGACAGAGAGAGAUGGUGGGAGGGGCUCCUCAAGGGCCCCAGGAGUUUGAGGCCUGGCUGGCCAGCACGGUUCGAGCUCUGCAGGAGAGCAUGCAAGAUGUCCAGGGGAGGCUGAGAAGCCUGGAGAACCUGCCCCACCUCACCCAGAUGCCCCCAUCCCAGCAGGGGCGCCGGGCCUUGGAGCUCUCUCUACCCACGAUCCUCCUUCUAUUCCUGUGGCCUUUCGUGGUACAGUGGUGCUACCGCCAGUUUCGGAGGCAGAAGAGAUGAUUGGCCCCUAGGGGACACUGCUGUCUCCGGAGAUUGAGGGAGGAGGACAACUCCUCUUUGCCAACGGUUCCCCCCCCCCCCCCCCCCCAGUCUUCCACUCUGCACCUGAGCCUUCCUGGGGAAGCAGGGAGGCUUGGACCUCACCAGCUCGCCUCCUUUUCCUCACCUGUCAAAUAAGAGGGUUGGACGGGAUCUCUUAGGGUCCUUUCUGAGCCCUAAUAUUCUUUAGUCUGAGCUAUGUCACUAAGUAGUGUGAUUCUAGGUAGGUCGUACCCCCUCCUUUGGGCCUGUCUCUUCACCUGGAACAUUUCCAGGUGAGACUGGCUCUUAGGUGCUUUCUACAGCCGACAGUCUGGUAUUCCAUGACCGGUCAGUAUUUGCUGGAGAGGUGGGCGCUGGAUGGAGUAGGUUCGGCCCUUCUCGGUGACCCUCUGCCGAGCUGCCGCCAAAUGAUUGGUUUUCUCGGACCGCUCGGGGAUUCAGGACGCCCAGGAUGCCCGGACACCACCAGCACCGGAUGGCUCCUGCUGCGUUCCGCCCUCCCCCACAGCCCUCGGGCCACUUGCCUGCCGUUCCCCUCCCCCGUGCCAGGCCCUCCCAGAGGUGCCUCAGCUCAGACAGGUUGAGGCAGGGGCCUGGGCGGCUAUGCUGUUUGGAAGGAGGGAAAAGUUGAAUUGAUGCGAGGAGGCUUUUUCCCAGCCGCGUUACCAGACGCAGCUGAGAGGCCGUAAAGAUAGACAAAGAUAAUUGACAUUUCUAUGUACAUAGGAAGGAGAAGGAGAGUCGUAGGGGGAGGCACCAACUUGCUUUUGGUCAUGUUUUCCUUCACCCUUUGGAUUUAUACUCAGGUUUUCAUCCGCUCAGAAGAUCCUUAAGUAUUAAAAUAAAUAAAACUUUCAGCUCUGGAGAGGUUCCAU
Messenger RNA from Sarcophilus harrisii (Tasmanian devil), 2050 nucleotides. It is a transcript of the gene ACBD4, whose product is annotated as acyl-CoA binding domain containing 4. The transcript has 10 exons. NCBI's taxonomy places the organism in Eukaryota, Metazoa, Chordata, Mammalia, Dasyuromorphia, Dasyuridae. Gene Ontology annotation, biological process: fatty acid metabolic process. The record is from RefSeq and is a predicted model, not a curated record. The coding region runs from base 186 to 1133 and encodes 315 amino acids. Gene Ontology annotation, molecular function: fatty-acyl-CoA binding.